CAAAUUCAAACCAGAUCAGAACACUAUUUAAGGCUGGACAUAACACAGAAACCCCAGAGCUGAACUGUGAAGAGUGCCAAUCUGCAAGUAAAAACAACUAUGUUUCUUCCACUGCUCCUGCUCCUGUUCCCAGCUUUUCUUCAAGGACAGUCUAACGAUGGGACCUGUAGUCCAAACAUCUACACUGUGCUCAGUGAGUUGGAGGCCAAAGUGAACAAACUGGAGAAUCAGCUACAAGUCCGUCAGGUGGCUUUCUCAGCUGCUUUGCUGGCUUCAGGCGAGUCGACUACUGGACCAUUCAGCGAUUUUACAACUCUGAUCUACAAACAUGUUGUCACAAAUGUUGGGAAUGCCUACAACUCAGACACAGGUUUUUUCACUGCACCAGUGAAAGGCGCCUACCACUUUGAAUUUUACAGCACGGCUGUAGGAGGACACACAUCUGCUGUGUUGGUGAAAAAUGGAGGCAGAACUUUUGCUUUUGCUGAGGGUCAGGGCAAUGGUUUUGGGACUGGUUCCAAUGCAAUAACCCUAGUGUUAGAGGUUGGAGAUGUUGUUAGCAUAAAUCUGUGGCUAAACAGUGUAAUGUACGACAAUCAAAAUCACCAUAGCACCUUCAGUGGUCAUCUCCUUUUCACCAUGUGAGGGGAAAAGAUGUGUUCUUUUUCUUCUGUAAUACUUCUCACAGCUUUCCUUUGAUUAACCAGUUGACAUUAGAGAGAAGAGCAAAGAAGGGGAGAGGUUUAGCAAGAAAAAUACCUGCUGACACAAAUCAAACUGUGGAUGUUCCAGUUCUGUGUCAAUACAGAUUUCACUUGUACAUCUUAAAAUUCAUUGGAGUACGUUUACAAACUGAUAGUUUGAUGUCAUCAGCUGAUGAACAAGGAUUAUAUUUGUUAAUAAUUCUGAAUUCUCUCUUUUGUCCGACUGUUUAACUUCUACAUAAUCUAAGGCUGAAUGACAAAUCAUGGCAACAACACUGAGUAUGAACAUUUACUUUGCGGAAUUUUUAUUUUUUUUCCUCUCUCAAUUAUUGCAUAGAAAUAAAGAUCUGCUUGAGCAUA
Sphaeramia orbicularis (orbiculate cardinalfish) is the source of this 1064-nucleotide messenger RNA. Its product is annotated as complement C1q-like protein 2. Bases 100 to 645 code for a protein of 181 amino acids. The transcript has 3 exons. NCBI's taxonomy places the organism in Eukaryota, Metazoa, Chordata, Actinopteri, Kurtiformes, Apogonidae. Gene Ontology annotation, molecular function: protein binding. The record is from RefSeq and is a predicted model, not a curated record.